CGGCGACGCGACGCGGGAGGCUCCGGGGAGAAGACAGUUCGCCGGACACACUUUACGCGGACGGAGCGAGGGCACCGGUCGCAUAAAGAGGCGCAGCGCAGAGCAGCAGGGCGCGUACAGACGGCAGCGCGUGCGUGGGAAGCAUGGCGAGCGACGGCGGGUUUGGGGUGAGCGGCGGCGGAGCCGGCGACGGAGCUGAGGGCGGCGGCGUCUCUCAGAUGCAGGCACAGGACGUGAUGCAGGCGUGCUACGUCAAGGCGCCACUGUCUGGUGUGGCAGGCAUGGGGCUCGGAGCGGUAUUUGGCCUUAUCACCGGCUCGAUCAACAACGAGGUGACGGCGGUGGCCGGCGAGAGCAAGAAGGAGUUCUUCAAGCGAACGCUCAAGCACGCCGGACAGCAUUCAUGGCGGAUGGCCAAGGGCUUUGGCCUCAUCGGCGCCAUCUAUACCGGCACCGAGUGCUACGUUGAAAAGUACUACGGCGCCCAUCGGCUGGCCAACGCGCCUAUCGCUGGCUGCAUCUCGGGCUUUGUCAUUGCCAUCCGCGCUGGCCCGGCCGCCGCCACCGCCUCGUGCGCUGGCUUUGCCGCCUUUUCCACCGCCAUCGACUACUUUAUCGGCCACUGAGAGGAUCGGGCUGUGGGCUGGGGCUUGCAGGCAAGCGAUGGGGCGGGGAGUGUGACGCGACGCGUGACGGUAGCUGCGAUUCCUCUGCGUUAGAGGUGAUUGACUGUGUCGUGGCUGAUGAGGACGAGAGACGGACGAGCAAUGAAGUGCAAAUGUAAGGAUGA
Thecamonas trahens ATCC 50062 is the source of this 790-nucleotide messenger RNA. RefSeq names its product mitochondrial import inner membrane translocase subunit tim22. The coding region runs from base 144 to 626 and encodes 160 amino acids. The record is from RefSeq and is a predicted model, not a curated record. Gene Ontology annotation, biological process: protein insertion into mitochondrial inner membrane. Gene Ontology annotation, cellular component: TIM22 mitochondrial import inner membrane insertion complex. NCBI's taxonomy places the organism in Eukaryota, Apusomonadida, Apusomonadidae. The transcript has a single exon. Gene Ontology annotation, molecular function: transmembrane protein transporter activity.